Molecule: messenger RNA, 2017 nt
Organism: Dermatophagoides pteronyssinus (European house dust mite)
Lineage: Eukaryota; Metazoa; Arthropoda; Arachnida; Sarcoptiformes; Pyroglyphidae
Source: RefSeq, a predicted model, not a curated record
CUGUCUGUGUCUGAGUGUUUGUAAUCUGAUUGAAAUCAAAUGAUCAUCAACAAAAUUAAUUGAAUAAAUUAUCAAUCAAUCAAUCAUCAUUAUGAAGUUGAAUAGAAUAUUCAUCAUACAUUUAAUGUCAAUAAUAAUGAUGACAUUAGUAUUUUUAAUCAAAUCAAAUCAAGCAUCGAUGGGUGAAAUGAUGAUGAUGCAUAUUGGACCAAUAAGAAAAUUAAUGUUACUUAAACAUCUAAUGACAAUGAUUUGGAGUAAACAUUUGGGUGGUGGUGGCGGUAAAAAAAAAUGUUAUCCACAAAAUUAUCCAAGUGGUGGUGGUGGUUAUCCAAUGAUGAUGGCUGGUGGUGGUGGUUAUGGAGGAGGUGGUCAAAAGAAAGGCGGAUAUGGAAAAAAACGAAGCAAAGGAUAUGGCCAAUCAAAAAAAUACAAUAGUGGUGGCGGAAAUGGUGGCUAUAUUGGACCUGGUCAAUAUAUGGAUGGUGGUGGUGGCGGCGGCAACAACUAUGGUGGAUCAGGAGGAGGUGGCGGAAAUAAUUAUAUGAAUAACGGUGGUGGCAGCGGAGGUGGUGAAUAUACGAAUGGCGGCAACAAUUAUGGUGGAUCUGGUGGCGGCGGAAAUGAUUAUAUGAAUAGUGGUGGGGGUGGGGGUGAAUAUAUGAAUGGCGGUAGCGGCUAUAGUGGUGGCGAAGGACAAUCUUAUGGAGGAUCAGGCGGUGAUAAUUACAAUUAUGGCGGAGAGAGUGGGGGUGGUGGUGGAAAUGGAUACGGUGAAUCUGGAGGCGAUAAUUAUGGUGGCAACGGAGGCGGUGAACAAUCAUAUAGUAAUUCUGGCAAUGACAAUUAUGGCGGUAAUGGCGGUGGAGGUAAUUAUCAAGGAGAAAACGGUGGUGGGGGAAAUUACCAGGGAGAAAACGGAGGUGGGGAAAAUUACCAGGGAGAAAACGGUGGUGGGGAAAAUUACCAAGGAGAAAAUGGUGGCGAAAACGGAUACGUUGGAGAUAAUAACGGUGGUGGAAAUGAAUAUAGUGGUGGCGGAUCUGAUGAUUCAGGUCCAACACGAACGCUAGAAGAAACUUAUGGUGCUGGUAUUGAUUUCAGCGGUGAUUCUGGUGUUGGUUACGGCGGUAUUGGUGAUACUAUGAGAAAUGUAUUCCUAGGUGAUGGAAAAAAUAAUGGUGGAGGGGGAUAUGUAGAAUCUCAAAACGGUGGUGAUAAUUAUAAUGGUGGUGGAUCGCAAAACGGAGAUUAUAACGGUGCCAAUAAUGGCGGUGGUGGUGAUAACUAUGGCGGAUUUCAAGGUGGGGGUGGUGAAAUGGGUGGAGAUUAUAAUAAUGGUGGCGGUGGUGGUGGAAUGGGUGGAGAUUAUAAUAAUGGUGGUGGUGGUAAUAAUUAUGAUGGAUUUCAAGGUGGUGGUGAAAUGGGGGGAGAUUAUAAUAAUGGUGGUGGUAAUGGUUAUAGUGAACAACAAUCUGGUGAAAAAUAUGCUUCCGGUACAGCAACCGUUGAAAUAAAAUAUCCAGAUAUACAACCAAUAAGAAGAAUACCAACAAUAAUACAUCGAAAUGUUGAAUUACCACCAGUGUAUAAAAAAGCCACGAAAACAAUCAUACAUCAUCCUACAAUCGUUAAUCAUGAACCAUUGAAAAGAAUUAUUGUCCGAAAAAUUAAUGUAAAUAAUCUGAAUGAAUUAAGAGAAAUUAUACGACCAAAACAAUUGAUUGAUGCAUUUGAAGAACAUCAACAUCAACAUCAACAACAAACAUCAAGUUCAAAUCAACAAUUUGUUAUUGUUGAUAAAUUAUCGGGUGAAAAAAUUAAUUCCAAACAAAAAAAUCCUCAUACUGAUAAUGAUAAUGAAUUGAAUAUUGAUUGGAAUCAAUUGAAUGAUGUAAUACGGACAGCAGCUGAUGCUGUACAAAAAUUAAAUAAACAUCAUCCACCAACCUAUGUUGAUGAUAUAAUACCAAUACCAAUUGCAACAAUAACAACGAAAAAAACAGCAACAAAUAGG